UGCGUUUCAGUCACUUCCGGGGCGGAUCGGAAGUUGCUUUGUUUUGCUUCAAGAUGGCUGCGGGGAUGUAUUUGGAACAUUAUCUGGACAGUAUCGAAAACCUUCCCUUCGAACUGCAGAGAAACUUUCAGCUCAUGAGGGACCUGGACCAAAGAACAGAGGACCUGAAGGCUGAAAUUGACAAGUUGGCCACUGAGUAUAUGAGUAGCGCCCGCAGCCUGAGCUCCGAGGAAAAAUUGGCUCUUCUCAAACAGAUCCAGGAAGCCUAUGGCAAAUGCAAGGAAUUUGGUGACGACAAGGUGCAGCUUGCCAUGCAGACCUAUGAGAUGGUGGAUAAACACAUUCGGCGACUGGACACAGACCUGGCCCGUUUUGAGGCUGAUUUAAAGGAGAAGCAGAUUGAAUCAAGUGACUAUGACAGCUCGUCCAGCAAAGGCAAAAAGAAAGGCCGGACUCAAAAGGAGAAGAAAGCUGCCCGUGCUCGUUCCAAAGGGAAAAACUCAGAUGAAGAAGCUCCCAAAGCCACCCAAAAGAAGUUAAAGCUUGUGCGCACAAGUCCUGAGUAUGGGAUGCCCUCAGUGACCUUUGGCAGUGUCCACCCCUCUGAUGUGUUGGAUAUGCCUGUGGAUCCCAACGAACCCACCUAUUGCCUUUGUCACCAGGUCUCCUAUGGAGAGAUGAUUGGCUGUGACAACCCUGAUUGUUCCAUUGAGUGGUUCCACUUUGCCUGUGUGGGGCUGACGACCAAGCCUCGGGGGAAGUGGUUCUGCCCACGCUGCUCCCAGGAACGCAAGAAGAAAUAGAUAGGGACCUUGGAUUCCCACGGUUUCUUCCACAUCCCUGGACCCGGGCUAGUGGGGAGAGGAGAGCCUGUGCUGGGGCCUGGGGGCUCGGGGAGGGUGGAUGGCACAACUGCUGUCAUCUCUUCUCCUCCCCUCCUCUUGCUCCUGGUGCUGAGGCUGCACCCCAACCCUAGGAGGGAGGGGUGCCACAGCCGCUAACUGGCUGUGCUCUCAUUCAGCCUGCCCCCCUCAGAGGGAAGCGGUCUUGCCCACUGUCCUUUUGCCUCCAUGCUGAGGUUGGUGCUGUAUUUCCAAGGGAUGGUCCUCUUCACCCCCCCUCGCUCUGUAUUAAGGACUAGGGCAGUAGCAUGGGGGUGCUCCCCAGCCCUCCUGACUCCCUCCCCCUGUGGGGGGGUGGGCUACGGUGUGAUAAACUCUCUUUGUUCUCUUCCCACUUUGUCCCUGGUAGGGGCUCUCCCACAGCAUCUGGGCUGUGGCCUUAGUAGAAGGGCACCCCUUCCUCUGUGCCAAGAGGAUUCAUCCUGGCCUUGUGAAUGGGAGAGGGGGCAAGGUGGAAUGCACAGAACUCACGUGUAAAGGAAUUUGAGUAGGUGAAUAAAAGCUAUACAUGUUG
Molecule: messenger RNA, 1416 nt
Organism: Canis lupus familiaris (dog)
Lineage: Eukaryota; Metazoa; Chordata; Mammalia; Carnivora; Canidae
Gene: ING4
Product: inhibitor of growth family member 4
Exons: 8
Coding region: 54-803 (249 amino acids)
Biological process (GO): positive regulation of apoptotic process; regulation of DNA-templated transcription
Cellular component (GO): nucleus
Source: RefSeq, a predicted model, not a curated record